CCGCGCUUACUACACAAUAAACAUAUUUAAGCAUCAAUGUAUGUUCCCGCUUUACGAUCUCGCUGAUUUUUCCAUCAAAACCCUCUCUCUCUCUCUCUCUCUCUCUCUCAUACACAGCUCAAUCAUCAUGGCUGUUGAAUGCCCAAAAACUCAAGAUGAGAAACACAACGAGCCAAAGAGCUCUUAUUUCAACUUACCAGCAUUGGAUGUUCCCAUUGCAUUCCCCCAAGCAACUCCGGCAUCCAUCUUUCCUCCUUGCACUUCGGACUAUUUUCAGUUUCAUGACCUAUUGACUCCUGAAGAACAGUCCAUCAGGAUGAAAGUAAGAGAGUAUAUGGAAAAAGAAAUAGCACCAAUAAUGGUGAAGUACUGGGAGAAGGCAGAAUUCCCAUUUGAUGUUCUUCCAAAGUUUGCUGCCCUAGGUGUUGUUGGUGGCUCAAUUAAGGGUUAUGGGUGUCCAAGCCACUCCAUUACAGCAAGUGUCAUAACCAUGGUAGAAACUGCCAGAGUUGAUGCAAGCUUCUCCGUUUUUCUUAUGACGCAUUCUUCUUUGGCAAUGAAAACUAUCGCACUAGCAGGAUCUGAAACACAGAAGCAGAAAUAUUUACCUUCAUUGGCACAAUUAAAAACCAUAGGUUCUUGGGGUUUGACUGAACCUGGCUAUGGAAGUGAUGCAAGUUCUCUAAAAACAACAGCGACAAAGGUUGCAGGUGGUUGGAUCCUUGAAGGUCAAAAGCGCUGGAUAGCAAACAGCACUUUUGCAGAUGUGUUGGUUAUUUUUGCUAGGAACACAAUAACAAAUCAGAUAAAUGGAUUUCUGGUAAAGAAGGAUGCCCCUGGACUGCAAGCUACUAAAAUAGAAAAUAAGAUUGGCUUGCGGAUGGUCCAAAAUGGAGAUAUUCUCCUUAAGAAAGUUUUUGUUCCUGAUGAGGACAAAUUACCUGGUAUCACUUCUUUUCGGGACACAAACAAGGUCCUUGCUUCUGCACGUCUCAUGGUUGCUUGGCAACUUAUUGGCAUUCCAAUAGGUGUCUAUGAUAUGUGUCACAGGUAUGAUAUAGCAUGGGGGGAUCUCACUAAUGUUCAGCUUUUCAGUUGUACCUUACUGAAAAGGUUGUUGAGUCCUUUUUGUCUCCUCUCUAAAAUCAAAUUGUGAAUUCCAAGUAAAAUUAGUGGAGAAAACCAGCGGAGUGUGGCAAGUGAAAU
Messenger RNA from Camellia sinensis, 1206 nucleotides. NCBI's taxonomy places the organism in Eukaryota, Viridiplantae, Streptophyta, Magnoliopsida, Ericales, Theaceae. The record is from RefSeq and is a predicted model, not a curated record.